Molecule: messenger RNA, 1010 nt
Organism: Lactuca sativa (garden lettuce)
Lineage: Eukaryota; Viridiplantae; Streptophyta; Magnoliopsida; Asterales; Asteraceae
Source: RefSeq, a predicted model, not a curated record
UUUAAAACACAACCCUUACUUAAAUGUAUGCGAGAAUAUGGAGUGUUACUUUAUUUGUAACCCUUACAAAUCCAUUUCAUAUAAUUACAAUAAAUGACAUUUUUAAAAUAUAUCUCAUACGUUAAUAGUUUUUUAUAUUAAAUAAUUAACAUAGCUAAUUUUUACAAAAAUCCAAAUAUUGCAAAAUAAAAAAUAAAAAAAAAAGUUUUAAAUACAAAAGAACCCAACUUGAUUUAUUUUAUCAUCACAUGCAUACACUUUGGCAUUGAAUCCUAAGUGACUUGAUGCACUAGUCUCCCUACCACGCACCCCUAACCUCUUUGCUUCUCACCAAAGUCUAUGUCUCUCUCAUUCUCCCUUAUAUUAUAUAUAUCGUCAACUCAAAUCACCUCCAUCAACACAACAUCAAAGAAAAUACAAACAAAACUCCAAAUCACUUGAAUCAAAAUAUGUUGGAUUGGGGUCCAGUUUUCGUGUCAGUGGUUCUCUUUGUAUUGUUCACGCCAGGAUUGCUGUUUCAGUUGCCUGGCCACAGGCAUUGCGUGGAGUUUGGCAGUUUUCAGACCAGUGGAGCUGCAAUCCUGAUGCAUUCGUUGCUCUACUUCGGCUUCAUCUGCCUUUUUUUAUUCGCUGUUAAGAUCCAUCUCUACGUUAGCUAGAAAGAUGAUUCUAGUGAUUUUGUCAUGUUGUAUGUUGAACUUUCUAAAUUCUAAUUUCUAUGCAUUUGCUUUUAUUUGAAUGAAAAAGAUAGCAUGAUAUUAUAAUCGCUUAGCUUGGGGUGAUUUAUAUAUUAUUUUUGAAAAUUUGAUAACCGUUGAAAUAAAUAAUAAACUACAUUUUGGACAUUUUAUUCUCAAAAACGCGCGAAAGAGUGUUUUGGGAUACAAUUUUGGAAAAACUAAAGCUUCGACAUUUUAUUUCAAAUAAGUUUUUUUUUUUAAUUUAUUUGGUGCUAAGCAUUAGAAAUUGAAAAAACAAAUCUAAAUCAAUUUAUAAAUUUGGUUAUAAUG